Molecule: messenger RNA, 5311 nt
Organism: Rosa chinensis
Lineage: Eukaryota; Viridiplantae; Streptophyta; Magnoliopsida; Rosales; Rosaceae
Product: disease resistance protein RUN1
Exons: 9
Coding region: 966-3932 (988 amino acids)
Biological process (GO): signal transduction; defense response
Molecular function (GO): ADP binding; protein binding
Source: RefSeq, a predicted model, not a curated record
ACGAAGCGAACCACAUUUAAUAAAAGCCAAAAUUUCAUUGGGUGCCACAUCCCCCACUCGUUCUAUGCUGCGUCCGCCACUGGUACUAACAUGUUUGUGAAAAAGCCUUGACUGCAUGUGCUUUCCAUUGCAGCCAUCGGGCGGGCGGGUUAAUGAAGAGUUUGCAGAAACAGUCAUGGAGAAGUGGCGUGAGGCUGGGGCUUCCCUGUUUGGAGGCUGCUGCAGAACUACUCCAAAUACCAUAAGGGCAAUAUCUAAGGCUCUUUCUAGUUUCUAACAAGCCUUUUCUGCAGUUAACCACGCUUAGUUGAGUUCUGAAAGUGAGAUGUAAAUACUUGUAACCGUUGCUAAGAAUAAGGGCAUGUGUCUUUUUCAUUUCCUUGUUUUGUAACUCCAAGGAAGUAGCAAAUUACUAUCACCAUGGUGCUGCUGCUGUAUGGUGAAUGGUGAGGUUGUUUCACAUCGAAUAACAGUGUUUUUGUUACAUUUCGAAGUUAAAUUUCACGAGAAUUCCUUAGUGUCCUUCAAGAUUAAAUGUAAUUUCCUCCAUAGAAAAUACAUCGAACCCAAACAAAGUGUAAGCAUUAGACUAGAUAAUUUCCUUGUUCUGUCAAGCAUCGAAGUAUUGAUUUUUAAAGUCUUCAAAGUCAUCGCCUCUGAAAUAAUUAAGAAAGAGAAAAAGAAACAAAAAGUCUUCCAAGAUAAUUUAGUCCAAGUCCGAAAAGACAAAAUGAAAAGAGGAACUUCUUGGCAAGUGCGCCUCGAUCGUGAGUGUACACUCACAGAGAAAUUGCAAAGAAAGAAGAGCAAGGCUCAUAGAGUAGUCCAUUUUCAACCUCACAUUCACAUUACAGCAGGCACCAAGAAGCUAUCUACUUGAGAGUUGAGAUCUCAGAAGCCAGACCUACAAUGCAAAAGCACUCUAGGAAGGCAACAUUCAACAGAUCGAGCAAAGCAAGCGGAAUAUGACUUCUCUCACCAAUGAAGCAGCCAGUUCUUCAUCUUCUUCUCUCCCUCUUUCUUCUGCUGACCAAAAUCAUUACACAUACGAGGUGUUCCUAAGUUUUCGAGGCGAGGAUACGCGUUCUAGUUUUACAGAUCAUCUGCACACUGCUUUGGAUGACAGGGGAAUUAAAACCUUCAUAGAUGAUGAGCUUCCUAGAGGAGAAGAAAUAUCAGCGGCUCUUGUCAAAGCAAUUGAGGAGUCCAGAGUUUCAAUCAUUGUCUUCUCUCAAAAUUAUGCUUCGUCAAGGUGGUGCUUAGAUGAGCUAGUCAAGAUACUUGAAUGCAGAAAAUCCAAAGGACAGGAGGUUAGACCUGUAUUUUACAAGGUUGAUCCCUCAGACGUAAGACACCAAAGUGGUGCUUUCGGUGAGGCAUUUGCUACGCUUGAUCAAUGCAAAUACAAGGAUAGCAUGGACAAAUGGAAGGCAGCUCUCAAGGAAGCAGCAGAUUUGUCUGGAUGGCCUUUCAAUGAUGGCCAGUCCGAGAGUAAAUUUAUCAAGAAGAUUAUUGGGGAGUUGUCCGCCCGAGUAGUGAACCCUUCAUGUGAGUUGCACGUUACUGAACAUCCAAUUGGAUUAGAGUCUUGUAGACAAGAUGUCAUCAGACUUUUACUUGCCGAGGAAAAUAUUGAGGAAAAUAAUGAGGAAAAUAUUGUUCGCAUGGUUGGCAUUUGGGGGCCCGGAGGAAUAGGAAAAACCACAAUUGCAAAAGAUGUAUUUAACUCAAUUCGCCAUAUGUUUGCAUGUAGUUGUUUUUUGGCAAAUGUUAGAUCAAACGCCCUAGUCCAACUGCAAGAGACACUUUUGUUUGAUAUUUUAGGAGACUCAACUUUGAAGAUGCACAAUGUUGAUAAAGGAGUCGGUUUGUUAAAGACAAGGAUCCGAAAUAAAAAAGUUCUCUUAAUCCUUGAUGACGUGAGUCAUUCUAGCCAAUUACAGAACUUAGUUCCAUCCCUUGAUUGUUUUGGCAGGGGUAGUAGAAUUCUCAUAACGACAAGAGAUAAACGUUGUCUAACUGCUCAUAAAGUUGAUGAAGUAUACGAGGUCAAGAUGUUAAAUGAUCCUCAUGCUUUGGAGUUGUUUAGCUUGCAUGCAUUCAGAAGAAAUGGACCUCCAAGAGAUUAUUUGGAACUUGCACAAUGUGCAGUACACUAUGCCCAGGGCCUUCCAUUAGCUUUGAUAGUUUUAGGCUCUCAUCUAUUUCGUAGAAGCAGAGAGGAGUGGGAAGCUACAUUAAAUAGUUGUAGGGGAGAAGAUCCCCACAAAAAAAUUAGAGACGUUCUCAAAAUAAGUUAUGAUGCUUUGGGAGUAGAUUUAAAAGGAUAUUUUCUUGAUAUUGCUUGUUUCUUUAAAGGGCAGCAAGUAGAUAGUGUGAAACCAAUACUAGAAGCUUGCUACGACAUCAAAUCAGCGAAUGGUAUUGCACAACUCCAAGAAAAGGCCUUAAUAAGAAUUGAUAAAGAUGAGACUUGGAAUGGUGUUAGGAUUUGGAUGCAUGACUUGAUAGAAGAAAUGGGUAAAGACAUAGUAUAUCAAGAGUCUCCUGAUGAACCCGGGGAACGCAGCAGAGUGUGGAGUGAAGAAGAUUUCGACCACAUUGUAACAAAUAAUGCAGGAACAAAUAAAGUUAUAGGCAUUCAGGUCUCGUGGCGAUCAUCUACGAUAUCUUUGAAUGCUAAAAACUUCUCAGAAAUGAAGAAUCUUAGAUUUAUUUCUGUGUGUCAUAAAUUGAAAUAUGAAUCCUGGUCUGGAGAUAUUGAUUUUCUUUCAAACCAGUUGAGGUGGGUUGAUUGGCCUAAUAGUCCGUUGCAAUCUUUUCCAUCAGAUUUUUAUGCAAACAAACUUGUAGAGCUCAAUAUUCCUGACAGCCGCAGAAUUAGACGACUAUGGGAGGGACGUAAGAAUUUUUCAAGGCUAACACAUAUGAAUUUAAGCGGUUGUAGAUCCCUAACAGAACUCCCAGACUUCGGUGGAAUACAUAAUUUUUCAAGGCUAACACAUAUGAAUUUAAGUGGUUGUAGAUCUCUAACAAAACUUCGAGACUUUAGUGGAAUCCCUAACUUGAGAACAUUGGUUCUAUCAGGCACUUGCAUUAAAGAAUUUCAUCCAUCCAUUACAACACUUUUUGGGCUAGAAGAGUUGAUACUAAGAAAUUGUGAAAAUCUAACAUCUUUGCCGUAUAAUAUUUAUAAGUUGCACAAUCUAAAGUUUCUUAGGGCGAGUAAUUGCCCAAAACUUGCUACAUUUCCAGAAAUUCCAAUAAAGAUGGAUUCUUUGAGAGAACUUUAUCUACGAGGUAGUGACAUUAGAGAAUUGGGUAAGUCAAUUGGAAAUCUCCCUGAGCUUGAAGUGUUGGAUCUUAGUGAUUGCAAAAAUUUUACAACUCUACCGUGCAGCAUUUAUGAGUUGCAAAAUUUAAAGAGGCUUUCUCUUGGUGAAUGCUCAAAACUUGUUAGAUUUCCAACAAAUACCAAUAUAUUGAAUGUCGAUGGUUGCCCAUUAUCACUGCCCAAGCUACGUUGGUUCAAUAUCAGAGGAUGCAUUUUAUUAUCAGAUUGUGAUUUCCUCAUGACUCUUGAUUGCUGGGAAACAUUACACUUCCUUGAUCUGUCAAAUAACAACUUUAUCACUCUUCCUGCUUGCUUCACCAAAUUUGUCAACUUGUGGGGGCUUAACUUGUGGGGUUGCAAGAGACUCCGAGAAAUUCCGGAGCUUCCACCAAGAGUUCUCAUAGAGACAAGGGGUUGUGAAUUACUGGAGACAUUGUCGAAUUUGUCAAGUCCUGCAGUGUCACCGUCAAUCGAAGAUCAUCACCAAGAGGAACUAACUCCUUCCAAAACUCCGAACGACACCGCACCGCGAAAGAACCAUCGAUGGCAUCACCGGUUGAGUUGUCAUGGCUUUCUCUGUCAUGGGAACCGACGCUAAUGAUUCUUACAAAACGACAACACCAACUGAGUUCUCGUGGCGCAGUUGAAGGUUUGGGUAUGAGGCUGUUUAGAGGAUGGUGCAGGCCUGUCUCCAACAAGUAUCUGUCUUCAUCAAUACUGAUCCAUCUUGGGGACUAUAGAUUUUGCACUGGGAAAGAUUACAAACUCUGGCCAAGUUGGCUACAUGGUGAUUGCUGAUCUAGCGGAAUUUGAGAUGACCGCAAAUGAGCUAGAAGCAAAGAAGUUCUAGCCUGGCUUUGGCUAAGAAUCUUGCUUCAAGGUGAUGUGGCAGGUGUGUGCUGACCUUCUUGAGGAAGAAGGAAUUGGUUUUCAUUGUUUCUAAGGAUGGAAUUGAUACUUGAUCAUAAGUGGUGGUUGAUGAGGGUUUUCGGUCAUAAGGCAGGUGGCAUGAGUCUCUUUAGAGGCUGCUGCAGGAUUAGGCUCUUUCCAACAAGUAUUUCUAUUCAUCAAAACUGAUUAAUGGGUAAGGCCAAAUUCCCAGAACAAAUCCCAGCCCAUGUCUGCUUCAAUUGAAUCCCAACUACUGUUUCACCACCCUGUGACAUGCUUUGUUGUAGUCCGCAUUCAGAUCAGAAAGGGGCAGAUCUAUCUUUUUUUUUUUUUUUUUGAAUAGAAGUUGAUUUUUAUUCAAUAAUCAACAGCCAAUAGGCCAUAGCUUACAAACUUACAUAAGAAUUCCGGCAAGAAAAUCCGGGAAAACCUAUCCAAGCUAAAGCAAACUAAUUAACGUCAUUGGGAAGCUCACAAUUAAGCCAGCCUAUCCAAGAAUGACCAAGCUUCGCCUCGUACGGAAAGAAAACAUUCAACUAGCCCUCCCUUGUCAAUCACGCAAUUGUGGUACAAGGAAUGAACUAGAAACGUCAUAGAAGACUCAUAGAAACUUAAACAUCCUCACACAGGCUCAAACCCCUAGCCAGAAGAAUUAACCAAGAAAUAGCUCUUUCUCAUUCGAGUUGGAGCAUAAAUCCACACCUGCUUUAUUACCUUCCGCUUUUGGAGAUAACAUACGUUUUGCUCGGCGUACAUACGGACGACCCUUCUUCUUUUGAGCUGUCCCCAUCGAAAUUGGAACCUCCACCAACUCACCAAGGUGAAAUUCCGGAGGUAUAAAUGCCAAACUAGGUUUAAACACCUUCUUUCUCACACCCAAACCCAAUUUUGGGUUUUUCCCAGCAGCAAGCCCAACAGAAAGCCCAUUAGACCCCUCAUCCGGCCCAAAAGACUGUAGCCCAGAUUGCAUCCUAGUCAAACCUGCGGUCAACCCUAAUUCAAAAUUAGGGUUUCCCGCAGGUUUUUCCAGAACUGCAGCUGCACUGCUUGCAGCCCCCGACGCCGGUCCACCCUCAGCCACCACAG